AUGGAUAUUCAUGGUUUUGGAGGGCAUGGGGAGUUUUGGGCUCUUUUGUACCCCUUCCUCUUAAUCCCCAAUGUUCGCAAACAGUUGGGCUCGACAAGACUUAAUUAUCAGUUCGGUACUGAAGCGACAAGAGAUUACUACUACAAGAUUUUUACACGUGCAUCCGUUUCGUCUUCGCAAACACUCGUGAGUCGUGACUUAACGGCCGUGGAUAAUAACAAUGCCCAAAACGUCGAAACCAGAAGCACGAGAUUUCCGGCGAGCCCAGGAAGCCGACGAGCUCUGUUCCCUUUUCCGGUGGCCAUACUCUCGGUAACAUUCUUGAAAUUCUCCUGCUGGCCUUUCACGACCUCCACCGGGAACACGCACCCGACUGUCGACGGGUCCUCGGUCACAACCCGUCCAAGCCCAUUGAACUUACACGCCCUUUCAUCCUGGAAAAAUGCCUGGAAAUACAUGUUGAACGCGUACGACACGUUCUGCCACCUGUCGAGCCCGCUGCACGACCCCUUAGGGUACAUGCUCGUGCAGUCCCCCGUCGCGCACGCAAACAAGUACGCCUCCUCCACCUUCUCGUCGUCUCCGUCCUCCGUGGGCCCAAGCACGCACCACCGGUUGGGCAUUCGCCUGAUCCCGCGGGCCCUGGCCGGGAACAUAACCCGGCCCUGGCCCGUGAGGUCGACCCGGUACUUGGGCUCGCCGUUUGACCGGUAG
Molecule: messenger RNA, 714 nt
Organism: Striga asiatica
Lineage: Eukaryota; Viridiplantae; Streptophyta; Magnoliopsida; Lamiales; Orobanchaceae
Source: the annotation of a GenBank genome assembly